Orbicella faveolata is the source of this 1935-nucleotide messenger RNA. RefSeq lists its product as uncharacterized. Gene Ontology annotation, molecular function: GTP binding. The record is from RefSeq and is a predicted model, not a curated record. NCBI's taxonomy places the organism in Eukaryota, Metazoa, Cnidaria, Anthozoa, Scleractinia, Merulinidae.
UGACAUUUGGAUUCUCGGAAGCCUCCAACGCCUCCGACGUAUCAACGGCAUCGACAGAUUAAGACUCUAUACUCUUUAUACGUAAAACCUGAACAAAGGAAGGCUGAUUUAUUUUCAAAUGGGAACCUGUGAUUUCAAAAUCGACUAAGAUCGUUGUAUGACGUGUCAGUGAUCAAGUAUUGGGACAAUGGCUUCCGUCACAGACGCAGAAGAAGCCUUGCAUUCAACGAACGGGAAACAAAAUUUCCAUCGACUUACAAGACUUUUGAUGUCUGGAGGCGUCAGGCUUCUAAGAGAAAAGUUUGAUUCUUUACACUCGCCCACUGAUCUUCCAUUAAAGCUUAGUGAUCCUGCUAUAAAAACCAAGCUGAGACGAGCAAAGCUCUCUUCACCAGAAUGGAAAUGCCUCUACCCCUCCCCUGGUACGUUUGGCAAGUCCGCCGAUUUCGAUAUCACUUUAAUGUUUAGACUAUUCAGAACAAUAUGCAACUUAACAAAGCCUGUCACGGGAUGGAAUAAUCUUCCAAACAGUACAGACCACAGUCUUGAAGCUGAUUUAGCGCGGAUAAAAUACUACCGCAAUUCCGUUUACGGGCACAACAGCAAAAUGGAAAUUAUAGAAUCUGAAUUCUGUAAUCUUUGGAAGGAAAUCAGUGAGGCUCUUUCUCGAAUUGCUGGAUCUAUUAGUCAGGCAAAGAGAGAUGAGUGGAAUAAGUCCAUUGUUAAACUGCUUAGUGAUCCCCUAACGCCAGAAGCACAGAGAUACCUAGACGAACUUAACUUAUGGUACAAGAACGACAUGGAAGUCAAAGAUUCAGUGGAACAAUUACGAAAUGAGCUGCAGCAAGUCAGAGAUCAGAACAAAAUUAUCCAGCAAAAACUAGACUCUCCUCAAAUUCAAAUUCAAAUCACGGUGGAGAGCGUCUCGCAAGGUGGAAAUACCAUUAACCCGAGAACGGUGAUCACAUUCCCCAGUAGCCAAGAGCAACCACAAUCCAGUUAUCCUCAUCAAAGAAACCGUCGGGAUCCUUCAACAGAGAUUAGCUUUUGGCAAGUCGUUCUGUCAUUUAAGGAAUCCUUCAACUUGUUUCUAGAAUACUUGAGAGUUCAGCUGGAAGUCGGUGUUGCAAACUACAACUUAGGAAGUUUGUUGAUAACUGUGACAUGCAGCUCACUGCAAAUCCUUGAAGGUCUGUGGAAAGAUUACAGCAGCGGCCAUCUCAAUGAAGUAGCGGAACAAAGACUUGUGACAGCUCCAGUCUUGCAGAAGCUGGGCCUUGAUGAAGUGAAACUGAAAACUACAAUUACAGAGGAUGAGUACAGAAAACGCAAAAUGUUCUUUCUGGAUAGAGAACAGGACAGCCCUGCUGUUCAUGAUGCAUUGGCUGGCGAGAUGGAAGGUUGUCGCCUGAACGCUGCACUGAUACGUUCUUACGGACCGAACAUGGGUUACAGUAAGGAACAAAGAGAAGAUGAAAUCUCCCAGCUGUGUGGUCGAUUACUUGAAUACACGGUCGGGACUUACGAGACGUUCCAUGACGCCAGGGAGGGCGAGAUGGAAGGUUGUCGCCUAAAUAUCUCGAUCUUUGGUAUGACUGGCUCUGGAAAAUCAGCUCUGAUUAAUACUAUCUUCAAGUCAUUGGAUAGCAAGUCGGAGCAUAUGGCUACAACUCAGGACGCUGGAAAGGAAGGUACUAAGAUGCUAGACUCUUAUGCUGUUCCGAAGACCCAAAUAACGCUCUUCGACACUCCUGGAUUCUUCGAGUUGGACAGAACGGAGGAAGGUAACUUUUUAUUUUAGCUCUGAGUUAGUUUUUCCUGAGUAGUAGAAAGAAAAUCUGAUUACUACUAUUACAUGCAGUGUACUUGCGUUUCCCCGCGCCGCUCAACCGAGAGCUUUGUUCAGUUGGGUCUGGGAUGUGAUAACUUAUAUCU